UUGUCUUGCAGGAGAAGUCAUGGCCGGCAACGACGACGGUGCCGUGGAGUUCAUCCUGGAGAAGCCUAAAGAAGCGCCCGCUAACGUCCCCCGUCGCGUGGGCUGCCGUACACCCGAAGUCGAGGUGUUCAUCCUCCGCUCGGGGGCGACCACCGUCGAGACCACCGUCGCCUACAAUGUUCACGUCGCCGGAAACUGGAUCCGCCAGAUCCAGCGCCACCCCUCAUCCCGCCGCACCCCCCUCUCGGCCUCCCUCCUCUGCAUCCACGGCCUCCUCCCGUCGCGCAAACAUUACGACUUCACCCAGCCGAAGGGCCCGACGGCGAACCCCGGCCACCCCAGCAACCCGAUCUGCGCGAUCGCUCUCUGCGUCGGCGGAUCUCAUUGCCUCAUCGUCAACCAUCGCGCCCACCUCUACCACUACGAAACCUUCACCUUCCCCAAGAACCACCCCCUCUGUGUGUUCCUGGCGGACAAGAAGCUUCGCGUGGCCGGGCCGGGGCUGCCGGCCCAAGCCCAGCAGCUAGAGAUGGAGUGGGCCGUGCAAGUGAAUCGCCCUUUGGAUCUGCACGAAGUGGUGGCGCGAGCUCACGGGAAGGAUGAAGUAUGGGUUUCGAAGAAGAAGAAGGGGAAGGUGGUGACGGAGGCGAUCGGCGUGGAGCAUAUGGCGGCGCUGGCGCUAGGCGGGAUGCGGGUAAAUGAGAGGCCGGCGAGCUUGCUGGCGCCUUCAAACUGCAACUGGGGGUACCACUUAGUCUCCGAGGAGUUGAUAAAGUACACCGCCCGCGACGCAUACCUCUGCUACGAGAUCGGCUUCAAGUGCUUGGAGAAGACCGGCUCCUCCACCUAAUUAACCGGUGCUCGAUCGUUUCCUCAUCACGAACCAAUCGGAGGUAUGCUACUGUAUCAACAUCUCCUCUCCUUUGUUACACAUGCUUUUCUUUCCAGGCAAAUAGUGAAGCAAUCCAUCUUGUUCUGGAUCUAUCUUUUAGGGUUUGAACGGCUCUGUUUGAUCGAUAUUGAGUAGAUGAUAGUGUUCGAGGAGUUAGUUCGGA
Molecule: messenger RNA, 1055 nt
Organism: Zingiber officinale
Lineage: Eukaryota; Viridiplantae; Streptophyta; Magnoliopsida; Zingiberales; Zingiberaceae
Exons: 1
Coding region: 20-850 (276 amino acids)
Cellular component (GO): nucleus; cytoplasm
Molecular function (GO): nucleic acid binding; 3'-5' exonuclease activity
Source: RefSeq, a predicted model, not a curated record